Messenger RNA from Erpetoichthys calabaricus (reedfish), 1287 nucleotides. RefSeq names its product tigger transposable element-derived protein 1-like. Gene Ontology annotation, cellular component: nucleus. The record is from RefSeq and is a predicted model, not a curated record. Lineage: Eukaryota; Metazoa; Chordata; Cladistia; Polypteriformes; Polypteridae. Gene Ontology annotation, molecular function: DNA binding.
GAAAUAAUAAAAAGGUCAGAGAGAGUUGAAACUCCAUCAUUCAUUGGCAGAGCACUUGGUUAUAGUCGGUCAACAAUCAGAACAAUUUUAAAAGAUAAAGGCAGAAUAAUGGAGCAUGUGCAAGACCAUACUCCAAAGAAUGCUACAAUAAUUACCAAGCAACACAGUGGUUUAAUUAUUGAGAUGGAAAGGCUGUUGAUAAUUUGGAUUGAAGACCAAAAUCAGUGUAAUAUACCUAUCAGUCUUUCUUUGGUGCAAGAAGAGGCUCAAAGCCUUUUUAAUGAUUUAAAAGCUGUUCGCACAGCAUGUGAAGGUGACUACAAUGAAGAAUUUGUGGCAAGUAGGGGUUGGUUCAAACGCUUUAAAGAAAGAGCAAAUUUGCAUAAUUUUAAAAUUCAAGGUGAAGCAGCGAGUGCCAAUGUAUGUGCUGCAAGUGAUUUUCCCAAGAUAUUGAAGAUUAUUAGUGAUGAGAGAGGUUUUUUGCCAGACCAAAUAUUUUAUGCAGACGAAACUGGCUUGUUCUGGAAAAAAAUGCCUGAUAGGAUUUCCAAAGAGGAAAAAGGUGCACCAGGACAUAAGGUAUCAAAGGAUAGGUUGACUUUAUUAGUUGGGGGUAAUGCACCUGGGGAUUUCAAGCUCAAGCCUUUGCUAGUGCAUCACUCCCUAAAUCCGAGGGCACUAUGUAAUGUCACUAAGGUACCUCUUCCUGUUAUUUGGAUGGCAAAUAAAAAGGUUUGGGUCACAGUUGCUGUCUUUCAAGAAUGGUUUUUAAACCAUUUUAUCACUGCUGUUGAACGUUAUUGUUUGGGCAAAAACAUUCCUUUCAAAAUUCUCCUUCUCCUUGACAAUGCCCCUGGACAUCCAAACACUUUAGAUGACAUGCACCCCAAUGUAAAGGUGGUGUUUCUACCCAACACUACAUCAAUACUUCAGCCAAUGGAUCAGGGAGUCAUAGCCUCAUUCAAGGCCUAUUAUUUACGGAGGACAUUCUCACAAACUGCCAGGGCUACUCAAAAUGAUGAGAUGACCUUAAGGGAGUUCUGGAAGAGUUAUAACACUUAUGAUGCCAUUAAAAAUAUUGCUGACGCUUGGGUUGAAGUGAAAGAGACAAAUAUGAAAGGUGUUUGGAAAAAAUUGUGCCCCCAAUUCACACAAGAAUUUCUGGGGUUUACAGAUGAUGAAAUCACCAAAACCAGGCAAGCUGUGGUUGCUAUUGGAAAUCAGCUGCAGCUGGACAUCAGUGAAAAUGAUACCAUAGAAUUUCUCAACUCCAUGGCAAAGAACUAA